Messenger RNA from Diorhabda carinulata, 1425 nucleotides. RefSeq lists its product as uncharacterized. The coding region runs from base 132 to 446 and encodes 104 amino acids. The record is from RefSeq and is a predicted model, not a curated record. The transcript has 3 exons. Lineage: Eukaryota; Metazoa; Arthropoda; Insecta; Coleoptera; Chrysomelidae.
AGCAUCGAUUCCUGUCGAGGCUGUCGACCAAGAUUUAAUUUUGGCGCGAUUUUAAUCGAAAUGCCACGAUACGAUACGAGACGUGCAGGCGCAUGCGUGCUGGACUGCUGGUGUGAACGCGUGUGCGCGUAAUGGCGGACGACAGCAAAAAGUUGUUUGGCGGUUUGUCGGCAUAUCUAUCGACUUUUGGAGGGAGAGAUUUUACUGGACAUACAAACCGCAUUUUAAAUUUUUUGUUCAUUUAUUCUCUUGCAACUAAUUGGAAUUUUUGUGGCAAACGAGGUGAGAAAAAGGCUUUUAAAAACUUAAACGUAAAGGAUGUGAUUAUUGGUGCUGUAAGAAAAAGCUCCCCUCUAGUCAGUCAGAAAGAAAUAGAAGAUACCAUCAAGGUGUGGUUGAAACAUGCACCAGAGAAAUUGAAAAAGCAGCAGCAUGGCAACCCGUAAGAAAAAAAGUGUUGUUAGUCAAAGACAACUCUACAGAAGGGUGGCAGAAGCAAAUUUAGCACCUGUGAGUCAGAAUUGUUAUAAUACAUCUUUAAUAGUUAAUAAUGAUUCCAAUGAAUCAUCAAAUUCCGUUUUUUUUUGCUGGUUCAAUGUGUGAAAGUGAAAAUGACACCUGUUCCUCAAGAGAUUUAGAUUUUAAUGUAAACUCGCCUAAUGAAAAUUUGCUCUUCAAUGAUGCGACGUUAUACAACCAUUUGACUUCCUAUUCCAGUAACGUGCCCCCUAACGAUUUAUUUUCUAAUGAACCGCCGCCUAGCGAUUUGCAUUCGAAAUUGUCAAACUGGGCAGCUUCAAGGUACGUUCGACGUACAGUAGUUACUCAUCUCUUGCAUUAUCUCCACCAUUUAAAAUCGUUAGUUCAGUCUCCGAAUAAACCGUUACAACAGAUUAAUAGACGCUUAAAAGAAAUUGAAAUGACAGUGUACGAAAAACAUGACUCUACUUCACCUGAUGAUGAACACUUCUGUAAAUGUGAAUUGUCCCAUUUCUUAGGACCAACGCCAAAUUUCUCUUGCAAGCAGUAUAAAAAGCUUCAUUAUAAAGAUUUUAUUUUUUCUAUUGCAUCAUAUUCAGAAGCAAAUUGUUUUUGUCUUACCUUAGAAGGACUGGUUUUCAAAAUAGAAAAUGUAGUGGAUAAUAAUGGAGCAGUUUUUAUAUUAGGUAGGAGGUUUCAGGAUUACCGUUCAUUUUACAAAUACCCUGUCGACUCAAAAGAAUUUAUCCAAAAUUUAUCAGAGUAUAUCGAGUUAUUGCACUGCCACAAAGUUUUUUCGAAAUGUAUUGUUUUUCCUUUCAAGCAGGAAUGGUUGUCAUUUUCAUUAUUGCAUCAUUAGUAAUUCCUUAUUUCAACUUUUAUGUUCUAUAAGUGUAAUAGUAUGUAGUUUUUUAAGAUUUUGUAAUAAACUGGUAUUAAUUUGAA